AGCGCACGGGCUGGUCGCCAGGGCGCAGCGCCGGAGCCGCGGCGAGGCUAGCGCUUUGUUCCGCGGUUGGGUCUCGCGCCCUCGGGCGCGCGCAUCCCGGGGACCUGCGGGUGCGGCUCUGCCCCAGGCCCGCGGCGGAGGAGCAGGGGCGAUCCCGUGCGCCCGGAGCAGUCCCGGAACCCGCCAGGCCAGGCGCCCAGAGAAGACAGCUGCGGCGCUUCGAGACACAAAGACCAGUGGGAUGUGGAAGCAACUGGGGAGCCGGCAAAGGGAAAGCGAAAGCCGCGGGCCCGAUCAGUGACCGGGUGAAGGCGCCGCGCCGCCCUCCCGACGCCGGCGGUACCCGGGCCUGCCCUUGUGAGCCUUCCUGGCCCAGCCCGGUGCGCCGCAGCCAUGGCCAUUGCUCACCUGGCCACCGAGUACGUCUUCUCAGACUUCUUGCUGAAGGAGCCCUCGGAGCCCAAGUUCAAGGGGCUGCGGCUGGAGCUGGCCGUGGACAAGAUGGUCACGUGCAUCGCCGUGGGGUUGCCGCUGCUGCUCAUCUCGCUGGCCUUCGCACAGGAAAUCUCGAUUGGUACCCAAAUAAGCUGCUUCUCCCCCAGUUCUUUCUCGUGGCGUCAGGCCUCCUUCGUGGACUCUUAUUGUUGGGCAGCCGUCCAGCAGAAGGACUCCUUGCAGGGUGACUCUGGAAACCUUCCAUUAUGUCUGCAUAAGUUUUUCCCCUACAUCCUGUUACUGGUGGCCAUCCUGCUGUACCUUCCCUCCCUGUUCUGGCGUUUCGCAGCUGUUCCUCAUCUUUGCUCAGAUUUGAAAUUUAUCAUGGAAGAACUUGACAAAGUUUACAACCGCGCAAUUAGAGCUGCGAAGAGCGUGCGUGACCUGGACUUGAGAGACGGUGCCUGCCCAGCUCGAGAAGUUAACGAGAACCUGGGGCAAAGUUUGUGGGAGAUAUCAGAAAGCCACUUCAAGUACCCAAUUGUGGAGCAGUACUUAAAGACAAAGAAAAACUCCAAAAAUUUAAUUGUCACGUACAUCAGCUGUCGGGUGCUGUCACUCAGCAUUAUACUGUUAGCAGGCGUCUACCUGGGCUAUUACUUUAGCCUCUCCUCCCUCUCGGAUGAGUUCAUCUGCAACAUCAAAUCCGGCAUCCUGAAAAAUGACAGCACUGUCCCCGAUCGGUUCCAGUGCAAACUCAUUGCUGUCGGCAUCUUCCAGUUGCUCAGUUUCAUCAACCUCGUGGUGUAUGUCGUGCUGGCUCCCGUGGUGGUCUACACGCUGUUUGUUCCAUUCCGACAGAAGACGGAUGUUCUCAAAGUGUAUGAAAUCCUGCCCACCUUUGACGUUCUGCAUUUCAAGUCGGAAGGGUACAACGACUUGAGCCUCUACUUUCUUUUCUUGGAGGAGAAUAUUAGUGAACUCAAGUCGUACAAGUGUCUUAAGGUUCUGGAGAAUAUUAAAAGCAGCUGUCAGGGCAUUGACCCCAUGCUUCUUCUGACAAACCUCGGCAUGAUCAAGAUGGACGUGGUUGAUGGCAAAAAUCCUGAGCCCGUGGAGAUGAUGGCAGAGGACCAGGGGGACCAGACGGCAGAUCUCAAAGAUUUGAAUGUACACAAUGGAACGAAAAUAAAUAAUGGAGAGCAGAAUGCUCGACAGAGACUUCUGGAUACUUCUUGCUGAUGAUUUUUUCCCGUGAACUUCAGAUCAGUGACCUGGGCAACAUGGGAUUCAUUUUGGCUGAAACACCUCUGGCAGGUACCCAGCUGGUUCGCAGUAGAUGGUUCUCAGCAGAGAUACUGAGUAUGUCUUACUGAGUCCCUGGUGAAAACGAUGGUCAACAGAACGUUGUGGAGGAUGGUUCAUGAACUUCCUACGAGACAACGUGGAGACAAGUAAGCCACAGCAAACGUAGAUGUGUACGUCGUCAUCAGACGGAAGGUGGAAAGACUAAUCCUAGUAAGAGUAACAGACCUCUUAGUGCCUCAGAGAAAAACACCUUUAUGUACAGAUGGUGCAACGAGCCUCAGAGCUACUGGAAAGCAAGGACUUUGGGAGGUUUUUUUUGUUCUGUUUUAUGAAAUAAUAAUAAACAUGUCGGGGUAUAAUUUAAUAUGAAUCUUGUCUGUGCCCUGGUGACUGUUGGAUGAGAAAAAUAUUCACUGGCUGACUGUGGACCCAUAAGUGGAUCUGCUCCUGGCAGUAUCCUACAUUGGAAGAAUUGCUGGAGCCUCGAUUCUCGUACACCAGGCUCUGGACCCAGCUACCUGUCAACCUUGACCAACCGAGAUCCUCUAGCCACUAUGUGGUGCCCUCUGCUGCAAAGGGCAGUGGACCCAAGUGCUGCUCUGACUGAGAACUUCGUUAAUAAGAUAGCAUCGAAAGGAUAUUGUGACUUCCAUACAGGAAAGAAUGCUUCUGAAAAAGCCCAGUGGGGAAAGCUGAACAUACAGAAGAAGUUAAUCCAAUCACUUUGGAAGAGGUUGUCUGCAGGGAAGUCCUCUGUUGUCAAAAGCAUUUGAGACAGGAUGUUACUUAAACAAAUUCACAGAACACAGAAGGCUUAAAGUGAGGGACAUUUUGCCUAUUACGAUCAGAGCGUAUAAAUGACAUCUGCCACAUGGGUGUGCUUGGAGCCAGAACAACUUCGCAGUUUAUUUAUAUUUAAGAACAUCUUUUAAAAAUUCAUUUAAAUUUAGAAUCGUGUGAUGUCAAAAUUGAGGCCAUUUGGGAAGAACAUUCUAGCAUUGAUGGGGAAUUAUAGAAUAAAUGUUACAAAUGGGUAUAUAGUGUAUCACCCAAGCAUUGUUUCAUAAACAUUUAAGGCUGACCCAGAAUAUCAAAAACCUUUUUCCAAUUCUGAUCAUGUAAAUAGAUCCUACACUAUGUUUACAUUUUAUACAAAAUUCUUAAAAAUGACAUCUGUGGACCUCCCUGUUUUUAUUCUUAGAAAGUUAAUACAUUGCUAGUGGAUAAUCCUCAGGAACUUCAAAGUUUAUGGAUGGCUCUUAGGGACAGUUGUUUACCUAAUCUAAUUACAUAAGCUGCUCUCCACCUUUCAGAAUAUUCACAAAAGCAGAUUUUAUUUGUGCUUCUGUGAUGGUUUCUGAGAUGGAAAGCUAAUGAUAAAUAUCCAGGAUGCAAUCAGUGUUUUACAUUAUUC
Balaenoptera ricei (Rice's whale) is the source of this 3157-nucleotide messenger RNA. It is a transcript of the gene PANX1, whose product is annotated as pannexin 1. Gene Ontology annotation, biological process: monoatomic cation transport; positive regulation of interleukin-1 production. The transcript has 5 exons. The coding region runs from base 394 to 1677 and encodes 427 amino acids. The record is from RefSeq and is a predicted model, not a curated record. Gene Ontology annotation, molecular function: channel activity. Lineage: Eukaryota; Metazoa; Chordata; Mammalia; Artiodactyla; Balaenopteridae.